Molecule: messenger RNA, 2280 nt
Organism: Didymella exigua CBS 183.55
Lineage: Eukaryota; Fungi; Ascomycota; Dothideomycetes; Pleosporales; Didymellaceae
Product: ABC transporter ATP-binding protein uup-1
Exons: 3
Coding region: 1-2280 (759 amino acids)
Molecular function (GO): ATP hydrolysis activity; ATP binding
Source: RefSeq, a predicted model, not a curated record
AUGGUGCGCAAAAGCAAGGACACUGCGUCCGUGGAAGGGCAUCCAGGAAGCCGCCACAUAGCCGUCAGCGCGCAGCAAUCGCGAUACGCACUCGAUGCCGUCGACGCGCCCGCAUCGAACGAGAUCCUGAUCAGAGACCUCUCCAUCGCCGUCGCGAACAAGGAACUGCUAUCCCGCACCACGCUGCACUUGGUCGAGGCACGGCACUACCUCCUCGCGGGCCGCAACGGCACGGGAAAAUCCACGCUGCUCAAAGCCAUAGCCGACGGCCUCGUGCCCGGGAUCCCGCCGAGCACGCAGAUUCUGUUGCUUGGGCAGACGCGCGAGGGUGCCGACGCCGCCGAACCGGAUCGGAAGAGGGAGGAAGAAACAGUGCUGCAGCAUGUCGUCCGCAGCGACCGCGUGCGCGAGCGGUGCACGCGCGAAGCCGACAUGCUCGCCGACGCGAUUGAGAAUGCCCGGGAUGCCAUGGCGCCGGUGCGCGCGUACCGGCGCAUCCAGAGCGAGCGCCUCGCGUGCAGACUGAGAGAGGCGCACCGCGUUGCCGAGCGACGCAGCGGUGCGCGCGGGAAGCUGGCGCGGAAAGAACUGAUCCGGCUCGAGGAGCGGUGCGAGGAGGCGAAGAGCAAGGUCGACGAGGAGGAGGGCGAGGUCGAUGCGAAGCAAGUGAGCGAGGAUACACAGGCGGCUGCGGACAUGUUGUCUGGCGUACAGGCGAGUCUCGAGCUCAUGGAUGCUGGAGCCGCGGAGGCGCGGGCGCGGAAGGUGCUGCUCGGCUUGGGUUUCAAGCAGGACCGCAUCGACCAGCCCAGGUCGCAGCUGAGUGGAGGGUGGCAGACGAGGUGCGAUCUUGCAUGCGCGCUGACGCAGCACGCCGAUGUGCUGCUGCUGGACGAGCCGACGAACUUCCUAGACUUGGCUUCGAUUAUCUGGCUGCAGGACUGUAUCAACAGCAUGACGAAGACGACGAUGCUCAUAACCACACACGACCGCGAUUUCGGCGACGCCGUGGCGGAGGAGCUGAUCCUGCUACGCAAUCAGGUGCUCGAGACGUUCCGCGGCAACCUAAGCCUCUACGAGAAAGAAAAGCACAGGAAGAUACAGUACCUGACCAAGAUGAAGGAUGCCAAAGACAAGCAGAAGAAGCACGUGGAGAAGUCCAUCGCCGGGAGCAUCAAAGCGGCAAAGGACAAGGGCGACGACAAGAAGCUGAAGCAGGCUGCGUCGAGGCAGAAGAAGCUCGACGAGCGAUGGGGUGUUGAGGUUGGGCUCAAGGGUGGGCGGUUCAAACUGAACCGCGAUCUUGGCGGGUACCACACAACGGCCAGAGCUGAGAUCGAGAUACCGGACUUUGACCCGCCUGUCAAGCUGUCAUUUCCUCGGCAGCCGCCUGAGCUCAGGUUCCCAGGGGCGCUGGUGAGCAUGGAGAAGGUCGUGUUUGCGUACCCCGGCAGGGAAAAGGCUCCCACGCUGACGGACGUGUCGUUGACGAUACACGCCGGCACACGGACGGGUCUGGCUGGGCUGAACGGGUCGGGCAAGACGACACUCGUCUCGCUGAUUGCAGGCAGUCUGGUACCGACGUCUGGGACGAUAGCGAGACAUGCACGAGUUAAGAUUGGCCGCUUCUCGCAGCACUCGGUCGAGGAGAUGACGGCAAUGGCGUCGUCGGAUGCAAAGCUGACGGCGCUGCGGCACGUGAUGCAGGCUGAGGGGCGUGGGAUGCAGGCUGAGGGGGGGGGGAUGCAGGCUGAGGGGGGUGGGAUGGAGGCUGAGGGGGGUGGGAUGGAGGAGAAGGAGGCGCGGCAGAUGCUAGGCAGCCUAGGACUGCACGGGCAGACGGUGUCUGAGGUGCCGUUGGUGCUGCUCUCGGGCGGGCAAAAGGUCAGAGUGGCGCUCGCGAAGCUGCUGUGGCCGCCGCCGCAGCUGCUCAUACUGGACGAGGUGACGACGCAUCUCGAUGCGGACACGAUUGUGAGCCUCGUGCUCGCGCUGAAAGACUACGACGGGGCGCUGGUGGUGGUCACUCACGACCGGUUCUUCAUGAGAACGGUUGUUGAGGGAGCGUCGCCACACAAGCUAGCGCCCAGGGCUGGCGGCGAAGACGAGGCUGGCGAAAGCGAAUCGUCAGGGGAUGAGGCAGGGGCGGCGGUGGGGGCCGCGGGGACGGUGUACCGCGUCACAAAAGGGCAGGUGAAGAGGCUGGAGGGCGGGAUGGAGCAGUACGCUGAGCUGGCAGGGCGGACGGCAGCGAAGCUGGGCAGGACGAGCGGUGGAUAG